CUGGGAGAAGAUGCCUGGGGGUCCCCGAGCCCGCCAAACCCCGCAUGCCACCAUCUUUCUCCUCUUGAUCUUCGCUGCUAGCAUGGGCCCCAGGUGCCAGGCCCUGUGGGUGGACUGGGGCCCACCAUCGGUGACGGUGAGCAUUGGGGACGAGGUCCACCUCCUGUGCAGACACAACGGCAGCAACCCCAACAUCACAUGGUGGCGCAUCCUCCAGGGCAACUCCACGUGGCCCCCGAUGAUGGAGCUCUCAAGCCCGGGCCCCAAGGGCGAGCUGGUCAUCCAGCAGGUGACCAAGAGCCACAGGGGCAUGUACAGGUGCCAGGUCAAGGAAGGCCAGAAGGUCCAGCGCUCCUGUGGGACCUACCUCCGCGUGCGUGGUGGGGACUUCAGUGGUCUUGGGCCUCGAUGCGAGUGUGGCCGGGAGGCGAGGGGAGGACUCGAGGCGCUGGGCUCUGAGCGGCACUCCCUCCUCACAGAGCCACUCCCCAGGCCCUUCCUGGACAUGGGCGAGGGCACCAAGAACAACAUUAUCACAGCCGAGGGCAUCAUCCUACUCAUCUGCGCCGUGGUGCCUGGGACGCUGCUGCUGUUCAGGAAACGGUGGCAGAACAUGAAAUUCGGGGCAGAUGUCCAGGAUGACUAUGAAGAUGAAAAUCUUUAUGAGGGCCUGAACCUCGAUGACUGCUCCAUGUACGAGGACAUCUCCCGGGGCCUCCAGGGCACCUACCAGGAUGUGGGUAGCCUCCACAUCGGAGACGUUCAGCUAGAGAAGCCGUGACCCAGCCGGGCUGCCCCCCCAGCUGGGCACCCAAACCGUGUCUCACCCCACUUCCUUGGGACCCGCUCUCUUUUCACAAUCUUUCCUGGGAGUAUCCUGACUCAACUUCCCCCUUGGGAGUGGCCACUCUUCUUCCCUCUAGACCGUCCUCAUCCCCUCCCCACACCCUAACUCAAUCCUCCCCUUACUGCCUUUCCCAGGCUCCCCCCCAUCCAGCGGGUAAUGAGCCCUUAGUCGCUGCUUCUAGGGGAGCUGAUUGUAGCAGCCUCAUUAGUGUCACCU
Lagenorhynchus albirostris (white-beaked dolphin) is the source of this 1063-nucleotide messenger RNA. RefSeq names its product CD79a molecule (gene CD79A). Gene Ontology annotation, molecular function: transmembrane signaling receptor activity. Bases 11 to 781 code for a protein of 256 amino acids. The record is from RefSeq and is a predicted model, not a curated record. NCBI's taxonomy places the organism in Eukaryota, Metazoa, Chordata, Mammalia, Artiodactyla, Delphinidae. Gene Ontology annotation, cellular component: B cell receptor complex; external side of plasma membrane; membrane. The transcript has 5 exons. Gene Ontology annotation, biological process: B cell receptor signaling pathway; B cell differentiation.